GGGCCAGUGUGGCUCCUGCUGGGCCUUUUCGGCUACCGGUUCUCUUGAAGGUCAGUACAAGAGAAAGACAAAUCAACUUGUCAGCUUAUCUGAGCAACAAUUGGUGGACUGUUCCAGGAAUUUCGACAACGAAGGUUGCAAUGGAGGGUUGAUGAACAGCGCAUUUGAGUACUUAGAAGAAAAUGCCAUUGAAUCGGAGGCUUCCUAUCCUUACGAAGCCCGAAUUAGUAUUGAUUAA
This is a messenger RNA of Protopolystoma xenopodis, 238 nucleotides long. The record is from the annotation of a GenBank genome assembly. NCBI's taxonomy places the organism in Eukaryota, Metazoa, Platyhelminthes, Monogenea, Polystomatidea, Polystomatidae.